AUGAGGAAAUUCGAUCCAUGGCCAGUUUUCUUCAAGCGAGAAUGGAAGAAGAAUUGGCCUUUUGUUGUUGGAUUCGCUAUCACCGGAACUAUAAUCACCAAGUUUUCCCUUGGUCUAACUGAGGAGGAUGCGAAAAACUCCAAAUUUGUUCAAGCUCAUAAGAGGUGA
This is a messenger RNA of Lathyrus sativus (Indian pea), 168 nucleotides long. The record is from the annotation of a GenBank genome assembly. NCBI's taxonomy places the organism in Eukaryota, Viridiplantae, Streptophyta, Magnoliopsida, Fabales, Fabaceae.